AUGAAGCUUCCGCACCAUCCUUCAACAACAAUUUUCUCCUUCAUCUUCAUCUUCCUCUUACCCUCCUCAAUCUCAUCCCAAACCUGCCAAAGAUCCUGUGGCAAACUCCCCCUCAAAUUCCCAUUUGGCAGUGACCUUGGCUGCGGCGACCCGCGCUUCCACCAGCACGUGUCAUGCAGCCAAGGCAACCUCAUGCUCACAAUGCACACAGGCUCCUACCCUGUCACCAACAUAGACUACAUCAACAAAGUCAUGUACAUCUCAGACCCCUCCAUGUCAACAUGUUCCUGCACCCAACCAAGCAAAGGCUUUGGCCUGGAUUGGGACUCGCCCUUCUCUUUCCAAGAUGACAACAUCUUCGCCUUACUUGACUGCUCAACUUCUUCCUCUCCAAUAUUCCAAUCAAGCACCCUAUACACUGAUAAAAACAACAACUCCAAAGUGUCCCUAUGUGACAACCAAGGCACCUCAAUUUGCAGCUUCUUAUAUUCUUGCAGGGCCAUAAGCACAAUCAACCUCCCAAUCUCCACAUGUUGUGUUUACACGCCUGUUGAUCUCGGGCCGGCUUUCGAGAUGGACUUGCAGAAACUGCAUUGCAGUUCUUAUUCUGGGUUUUACAGCUUCAACGAGCGCCAGUCUGACCCUAACAGUUGGAAGUAUGGGAUUGCGCUCAAAUAUAAAUUCAGUGUGAAUAAUGAGUAUCCAAGUUCAUGUGCUAAUUGUGAAAUGAGCAAUGGGAUUUGUGGCUACUUUUCCGGCGGGGCUUACAAUUCUUUUUUAUGUAAUUGUCCAAAUGGGAUAAACACCACCAAUGAUUGUUACUUUGGAGCCAAUUAUAAUUAUGGUUCGAGGCUCUCAUCCUGGCAGAUUGGUACGUACUUGGCUAUUCUAUUGCUUGGCUUGCCUGUUGAUUUCAGUCUGGGCAAGUGUGUGGAAGUAAAUGAAGUAUUUUCCUUUCAUGAGAAUCAAGCAGAAGAGGAUAACAUGAUGGUGUAG
Prunus armeniaca (apricot) is the source of this 996-nucleotide messenger RNA. The record is from the annotation of a GenBank genome assembly. NCBI's taxonomy places the organism in Eukaryota, Viridiplantae, Streptophyta, Magnoliopsida, Rosales, Rosaceae.